AUGCGCUUUAUGAGGGAAGAUGAAGCAUUGAAGACUAUUCAUCUCUUUGAAGGAGCAAGCGAAAGCAAGGGCAUAAGCAAGCGAGCUCUUAAAAAUUGGGUGGUCAAUGCAUUCCGAGAACGGAGAGCCCUUGCUUUGUCUCUCAACGACACAAAAACAGCUGUAAACACACUCCACCAUAUGUUGAAUGUCCUUGUGGGAAUGGUCAUAGUGGUUAUCUGGCUUCUUAUACUCAAGGUUACCACUACCCAUUUCCUUAUCUUUUUAAGCUCCCAGCUUCUUUUGGUGGUCUUCAUGUUUGGAAACACAUGCAAGACAACAUUUGAGGCAAUCAUUUUCUUAUUCGUAAUGCAUCCAUUUGAUGUGGGUGAUCGCGUUGAAGUGGAAGGAGUUCAGAUGAUAGUCGAAGAGAUGAAUAUAUUGACAACGGUUUUUCUGAGGUAUGAUAACCAGAAGAUCAUAUAUCCAAAUGCAGUACUAUCUACCAAACCCAUCAGUAAUUAUUAUCGCAGUCCAGAUAUGGGAGAUGCAAUUGACUUUUGUAUCCAUAUCUCAACUCCCAUGGAAAAGAUUGCUAUGAUGAAAGAGAGAAUAACGAGGUAUAUUGAAAAUAAGAGCGAGCACUGGUACCCAGCUCCGAUGAUAGUCCUGAGGGACGUGGAGGACAUGAACAGGCUGAAAAUAUCAUUGUGGCUUUCACACACAAUGAACCACCAGGACAUGGGUGAGAGGUGGGCAAGGAGGGCUCUUUUGAUUGAGGAGAUGAUCAAAGUGUUCACGGAGCUUGAUAUUCAAUACCGAAUGCUGCCCUUUGACGUUAAUGUGCGACAAAUGCCAGCUCUGACUUCAAACAGGCUUCCCUCCACUUGGGCUGUCAAUGCAUUCCGAGAACGGAGAGCCCUUGCUUUGUCUCUCAACGACACAAAAACAGCUGUAAACACACUCCACCAUAUGUUGAAUGUCCUUGUGGGAAUGGUCAUAGUGGUUAUCUGGCUUCUUAUACUCAAGGUUACCACUACCCAUUUCCUUAUCUUUUUAAGCUCCCAGCUUCUUUUGGUGGUCUUCAUGUUUGGAAACACAUGCAAGACAACAUUUGAGGCAAUCAUUUUCUUAUUCGUAAUGCAUCCAUUUGAUGUGGGUGAUCGCGUUGAAGUGGAAGGAGUUCAGAUGAUAGUCGAAGAGAUGAAUAUAUUGACAACGGUUUUUCUGAGGUAUGAUAACCAGAAGAUCAUAUAUCCAAAUGCAGUACUAUCUACCAAACCCAUCAGUAAUUAUUAUCGCAGUCCAGAUAUGGGAGAUGCAAUUGACUUUUGUAUCCAUAUCUCAACUCCCAUGGAAAAGAUUGCUAUGAUGAAAGAGAGAAUAACGAGGUAUAUUGAAAAUAAGAGCGAGCACUGGUACCCAGCUCCGAUGAUAGUCCUGAGGGACGUGGAGGACAUGAACAGGCUGAAAAUAUCAUUGUGGCUUUCACACACAAUGAACCACCAGGACAUGGGUGAGAGGUGGGCAAGGAGGGCUCUUUUGAUUGAGGAGAUGAUCAAAGUGUUCACGGAGCUUGAUAUUCAAUACCGAAUGCUGCCCUUUGACGUUAAUGUGCGACAAAUGCCAGCUCUGACUUCAAACAGGCUUCCCUCCACUUGGGCUGUCAAUGCAUUCCGAGAACGGAGAGCCCUUGCUUUGUCUCUCAACGACACAAAAACAGCUGUAAACACACUCCACCAUAUGUUGAAUGUCCUUGUGGGAAUGGUCAUAGUGGUUAUCUGGCUUCUUAUACUCAAGGUUACCACUACCCAUUUCCUUAUCUUUUUAAGCUCCCAGCUUCUUUUGGUGGUCUUCAUGUUUGGAAACACAUGCAAGACAACAUUUGAGGCAAUCAUUUUCUUAUUCGUAAUGCAUCCAUUUGAUGUGGGUGAUCGCGUUGAAGUGGAAGGAGUUCAGAUGAUAGUCGAAGAGAUGAAUAUAUUGACAACGGUUUUUCUGAGGUAUGAUAACCAGAAGAUCAUAUAUCCAAAUGCAGUACUAUCUACCAAACCCAUCAGUAAUUAUUAUCGCAGUCCAGAUAUGGGAGAUGCAAUUGACUUUUGUAUCCAUAUCUCAACUCCCAUGGAAAAGAUUGCUAUGAUGAAAGAGAGAAUAACGAGGUAUAUUGAAAAUAAGAGCGAGCACUGGUACCCAGCUCCGAUGAUAGUCCUGAGGGACGUGGAGGACAUGAACAGGCUGAAAAUAUCAUUGUGGCUUUCACACACAAUGAACCACCAGGACAUGGGUGAGAGGUGGGCAAGGAGGGCUCUUUUGAUUGAGGAGAUGAUCAAAGUGUUCACGGAGCUUGAUAUUCAAUACCGAAUGCUGCCCUUUGACGUUAAUGUGCGACAAAUGCCAGCUCUGACUUCAAACAGGCUUCCCUCCACUUGGGCUGUUUGUGCUAGCUGA
Molecule: messenger RNA, 2430 nt
Organism: Ilex paraguariensis (yerba mate)
Lineage: Eukaryota; Viridiplantae; Streptophyta; Magnoliopsida; Aquifoliales; Aquifoliaceae
Source: the annotation of a GenBank genome assembly